AUGGCGCGGAGUGAUGGGAACUCUCAAGGCAUAAAGCGCCCUGCGGACGGUGACCCGGAUGGUGCCCAGCCUCUGACGAAGAGAUUUGGUUGUCUGCAGAUUGGUCAUGAUGCCGGUGCUCGGGCCAGACACGAUACGAUCCCCCCAACCGCCCAACCUGAUGAUGUGAUGCUGUUGGAUGAUACAAAACAUACCACCUACAUCUACAAUUUGGAUCAAGAACUCUCGGAGCCAGAAUCCAGCACGGAGGGCCUGGUCCUUCUGCCCCUGGCUGCGCGGAUGAUCUCCGUUCCCGAAUCCGUGUUGUCAACCCCCACGCAGAGCCAGGAAUUAGUGAUUUAUACAGAGCCCGCUUCCCUGACAGUUCCUCAGGAGAAGGAUAGUGUGCGCAAGGCCAUCAUCGAAUCGCGGGCUCGGGCUCGGGCUCGGGCCCGGGCCUUACAAUCCAAAUCCGCCGGUCAUACCGAUGACACCUUACGUAGCGAUAAACUUCCAAGCAGUGAAACGCAGGAGGACCCUAUGGACAUCGACACCGACACCUGA
Molecule: messenger RNA, 543 nt
Organism: Penicillium chermesinum
Lineage: Eukaryota; Fungi; Ascomycota; Eurotiomycetes; Eurotiales; Aspergillaceae
Exons: 2
Coding region: 1-543 (180 amino acids)
Source: RefSeq, a predicted model, not a curated record